Molecule: messenger RNA, 3794 nt
Organism: Centropristis striata (black sea bass)
Lineage: Eukaryota; Metazoa; Chordata; Actinopteri; Perciformes; Serranidae
Product: Wilms tumor protein 1-interacting protein-like
Exons: 8
Coding region: 779-2611 (610 amino acids)
Biological process (GO): negative regulation of hippo signaling; positive regulation of miRNA-mediated gene silencing; regulation of DNA-templated transcription
Cellular component (GO): transcription regulator complex; P-body; adherens junction
Molecular function (GO): transcription corepressor activity
Source: RefSeq, a predicted model, not a curated record
CUUUCCUUUUCUGAAGCAAAAGGGGAAUGCCGAAGGGUUUUGCUGACUCAACGAGAAGCAACUGAGUCAACUAGCGCUGGAUAUUUAUAUCAAUAACACAGGAUGUAAGGGAGCGGAUGAAGAUCUGCCCCCAUGGUUCCGCUAUUUUAAGACACUGUUAGUUAUUAUAAGCUAAUGUUACUGUGUGAUUAAUAGUACAUGCGCUGAUCUCUCAACUCAACUGUUACUUGAGGCUCUUUCUGAGCGCUGCACCUUUAAAACAAACUGUUCCCUGUUUUCAGUCCCGACUGAGGAGCGACCGGUGGCCACGUACGGCUCUCAGCUCCACGGUCCGGUCCAGGACUACUUUUAUACAUAUACGACAUAGGAGCUUGUUUAAGCUCUUUGGGGUUGUUUUUUAUUGCCAGAGGUGAGCAGGGUAAAGUUUUGAAUGAAGGUUCCCCGCUGGGACUGUAAAGCGGGAGGAGGGGGCAAAUCGCGGGGUCGUCCAGGCUAUCGGAUCUGGGAUCUGCUCCCAUUUAUAACCAGACAGACGGCGGCUUGUUCGGGACAGAGCUGAGCUCAACGGACCUGCACUUUUAACCGAGGAGGACUCUUGGUUUUUAACUUUUAAUUCGUUGCUCCGGACGAUAAAAAAGGGACGGUAAAGUUUGGAAUAAAGAGAAAAGUUUCACCCUGGAUUCGAACCCGCGUUUAUCACUCACUUGUGAUUCAGUUAGGCUCUGGUUUUUACUUGUUACUUUACUUUAUUGAAGCAGAUACGCACUGUAUCUUCACAAUGGAUAAAUACGAGGAUUUAGGACUCGAGGCGAGUAAGUUUAUCGAGGAUUUAAACAUGUAUGAAGCAUCCCGGGAUGGUUUAUUUCGAACCAGGAGGGAUGCAGGAAAUAACCCCGACUUUGAAGAGACAAGGAAAGUUUUUGCCUCGAAAAUGACUAAAAUUCACAUGCAGAAACAGCAAGAGGAGAUGGCAAAAAACAACCAGGCUAUGAAAAUGAAUGGGGGCCACAACAGCACAUAUUACACCAAAGACAGACCGCCCAUCAACAGCUACAGACAGCCGUGUGAAGCAGCAGCGAAGCCCCCGAUGCUCUCUGGCCCGGUGCCGGGCACCGCGGCCGGGACUCAGUACGCACAGUUUGACGGUCAGAAACUCAACACAGGCAUUCAGUCUGAACUCCCAGCCGGCAGGGCAUAUGGCUACGGAAACAAUUACGAUAAUAAGGAACCACAUCCAUACCAGAACAACACCCCUACUCCUCCUAGCCCAGGAAACGCGUCUUACAGCGCGCCCACACAUGCUCGUCACCCGGUCAGUCAGCCGGCUGCCUGGGCCCCAUCCAGGGAGAUCCAGGUUUCUCCAUCUUUGCCUGGUUCUGGGGGCAGCAGUCCAUCCCAGCAGCAGCCCCAGCAGCGCCAGCCUGCACCUCCCACCUCCAACAGUCUUCCACCCCAGCAGAAUCAGGCUGCCCCCCCUCCUGUUAACCUGAGUCCAUCAUCAUCUGCUGGACCGGCCAGGGGAUGGGCUGGAGAUCCCAAACCGGACCUCAUCCCUGGCCUGCCACUCAGUGCCUUCACAGCAGGAGCUGACCUCCACAAGCAGCAGCCCUCCACAUAUUCUGCAACCCAUUACGCACCAUCUUCUUCACCUUCGAGACCCUCUACCAGCCAUAAUGGUCCUGUGGCAGCUUCAUUGCUCCUACCAGCACCUCUUGAAACAGCUCUACCUAAAGCCCAGGUGACGUCUGCUGCCAUGAUCCCUGGCAGCGUCUCCAAAAGCAGCAGCCAAGGUCAAGGUCAGAGCCAGAAACCUGUCUGUGGACAUGCGGUCAGUGCUGAACCUGAGGUCCUGCAUUCCCCUAAGGCGGUCCAACUGCCCUGCCAGCCGGUCCUCAUGCAGCCUGCUGAAAAGGGGCCUUCUGCAGCCGAAAUAAAGUUAGAAGCCCUCACCAACCGACUGGAAAAAGAGAUGGAUGCAAAGGCUGACUACUUUGGGCUCUGUGUUAAAUGCAACAAGGCUGUGUAUGGUGCCAGCCAGGCCUGCCAAGCUAUGGGGAGCCUCUACCACGACAGCUGCUUCACCUGCAGUGCCUGUAGUCGAAGGCUGAGAGGGAAAGCGUUCUACUAUGUUGGAGGGAGGGUUUUCUGUGAAGAGGACUUUCUGUACUCUGGUUUCCAGCAGUCUGCAGACAAGUGCAACGCAUGUGGACAUCUGAUCAUGGACAUGAUCCUGCAGGCCCUCGGGAAGUCGUACCACCCCGGCUGUUUCCGCUGUGUCAUCUGUAAUGAGAGCCUUGACGGAGUGCCCUUCACUGUGGACACUGAAAAUAAGAUUUACUGUCUCAAAGACUACCACAGGGUCCUGGCCCCGAAAUGUGCAGCCUGCAACCAGCCCAUCCUGCCCUCAGAGGGGUCUGAUGAAACCAUUCGAGUUGUAUCCAUGGACAAAGACUAUCACGUGGAAUGCUAUCACUGUGAGGACUGUAAGAUGGAGCUGAACGACGAGGAGGGUCACCGCUGCUACCCUCUGAAAGGCCACCUCCUCUGCCACUCCUGCCACCUGAAGCACAUGGAGCCUGGCUGCUCCUCUCCCAUCGCUGCCUCCUACUAACACUGCCGUAGGGGGAAGGAGACACCUGGUGGACGUGUGGAGGAACUGCCAAAGCAUGACAAUAUGACAGCAGGAGUGGAUAUAUGCAAUUCUUGUUGUAGAGGAUUGAUUAAGUCAAUGCAUCAGGUCAUACCAUGGUUUAAUGUGUUUUUAUUCCCCCAAAGGAAUAUUAAUGAAGUUUUUGUUAUGCCUGAAGAGGUUUUCACCGAUUAAUGAAGUAUAAUAAUACACCAAAGACCUAAUUUGAAUACAGUGAAGCAUUAUAUAUGGACUUUUAAAAGUGUUGCCAUAUUGUUUUUUUAUGUAAAUAUUGGCUGCAUUGACUGUGUAAAUAUCUGAUCAUCAACUCAUUUUAGAUACAAUUUACCCCCAACUUCACAAAUCAAUCUAUAAAUAAUCUAUCUAAUGUUUCUGCUGGAUCCUUAGCUAAGCUAUUGGAAAAUAAUGGUUCCAUCAUGUUCAAUUACAACAUACAAUAAUAACUAAUAAGGGACAUACAAAAAAGUAACAAAUUAGCAUUGAGUAUUAUUUGUAAAAAGUCAGCAUAACAUUAAUUAUUCCUUCCUUUUCCAGUUUUUGCAGUUACAGAAAAUAUUACUUUUCUUCUCAAAGUGGUAACCACACACACACUCAAUGCUUCUAUAUGUUGUCCUGCACACAGAGCCGUCACUGUGGCUCAUUUUCCAUAUGCACAUACCUGUAUGCAAUAAACAAUAUCCAAUAAUAACUUUUUUUAGCAUGACCAUUGUAUGGAAAUGUUAAGCAAUGCCAUUAUCUUCCAGGUUGCAAAGCCCCUGUUCUGUGUGUUUAGGUGCUACAGUUUAAAACAUUUUAACGUCUUGUCUUGCUCUGACUUGAUUCAGAGAGCUAAGUUAUCGUCCUCUGCAGUUAAUGAAGUCUGUUCUUAGCACUUAGAAAUAGAUUUGAGUUUUCUAUGCACCUCUGAAGACGCUGGUGUUAGGCCUGAAGAUCUAUAUGUAUUUUGUUAUGUUUGCAAACCGUAUAUUUAAAAAGAUUUAUAUUGUAGGUCUAUAUAAUUAUACUUUUGUUUCAUUUCGACAUCCCUUUAAAUACUAAUUUGAUUUGCAAUGGGAUGUACAGUUGUGAUUGCCUACGUUUGCCAUCCAAACAUUAUUCAUGUCUUGAGUUAACUAACUUAAUACUUGCUUGCCAUUUGAGGUCU